CUACUCCACUACAGCUCCGUAGCGGACGAUAAGCGUAACGCAGUCAUUACUGGGUGUUUUGGAGCACUGGCCGCGUGUUGAAGUGAAACAUCAUAAGCUCCGCGUAACUAAACCCAGUUGGAAAGCGUUCGGUAGUUUAUUAGGACUUACAUUUCUUGGUUAUAUUUAAUAUUUUAAUUUAUUAUAUGUAUAAAAUUAUUAUAAAAAAAAAUUACCACAAACAAGUGCAUAAGUGAUAAAAAUCGUGUAAUAUUGUUUUAUUUACAAAAGUGACAGAUAAAGAAUUCACACAAUGAGUUUGCAAGAAGAGUUAGUACUACGGAAGGAAGUGAGAGUAUCGAAAUGGUAUUUCGGAGGAUUUUCGUCGGCUGGAGCGGCUUGUGUCACUCAUCCAUUGGAUCUGCUGAAAGUUCAAAUGCAAACCCAAAAGGGAAAAAACAUUUCUAUGUUUCAACUUGUUGGGAUAGUUAUUAGAAACGAAGGUAUCAUGGGUCUAUACAAUGGUAUUUCAGCCUCCUUGCUAAGACAGCUAACAUAUUCAACAGCUAGAUUUGGAAUAUAUGAAAUGGCUAAACAACAGCUAACACCCAAAGACGGUGGGCCUAUUCCAUUUUAUAUGUCUGCAUUUAUAGCUGGCUUGGGUGGACUUGCUGGUGGUUUUGUGGGGAACCCUGCAGAUUUAGUCAAUGUGCGAAUGCAAAAUGAUAUGAAACUUCCACCUGAGCAAAGAAGGAAUUACAAAAAUGCUGUGCAUGGAUUAUGGAGGGUGGCUGCAACUGAAGGUGUAACACGACUUUGGGCAGGAGCUAGUAUGACAUGCAGUCGAGCAGCUCUCAUGACAAUAGGACAGCUGGCAUUCUAUGACCAAAUCAAGAUAAUACUUCUUUCCACUUCAUUUUUCAAUGACAAUGUUGUGACUCAUGUCACAUCAAGUUUAUUAGCAGGAGGCGUAGCAACAACUAUGACCCAGCCUGUGGACGUCUUGAAAACGCGUGCAAUGAACGCUAAACCUGGUGAAUUCAGGGGUAUACUUCAUCUUAUCACCAGUACUGCUAAGGAAGGACCACUUGCAUUCUUUAAAGGAUACAUUCCAGCAUUUGUUAGGCUUGCACCUCACACUAUUUUAACAUUCGUAUUUUUAGAACAACUUAGAAUGAAUUAUGGUUCUAUCAAAUAUGAACAAUUUAAGAAAUAAUAUUUUAGGACAAAUGUACUUUUACAUAAUUUUGUAGUGGUUUUAGAUGAUGUGGUGUAUUGGACUAGAUUUUUAGAUGCAUUUAGUAUUUCAAUAUAAUUCGCACAUCUGAUCCUAUAGAAUGCUGACACUUGUAUCAAGACAAUAACUUGUAAAUCAGUAUACCCUGAUUAGUCAGGCAAUAAUUUAAUAAUUUGUGUCAAAAGUUGAUUCCCUAUAUUUUAAAAUGGUUAAUCCUCUGACAGAAUUGGAUGGAGUUAAUAAUUCUUUAAAAUUAUGAUUAUUUGUUCUUAUUUGUAAUUUAGUUAAUGUAAGUGGUCUAAAAACAGACAUUUUAAUUUAUAUAUUAAUUAUUAUUCUUUUAGAAUAAGUUAUCAGUUCAGUUCUGUCAAUAUUCGGAUUGCCCUAAGUAAAGGUAAAGAUUACCAAUGUGAAACAUUGAAAGUUUUUAUAGUUACCAUUUUCUUUGAUGCUUUUUUUAUUUUUAGUGUUUUACAAAUAAUUAAUUUUCAGAUAUAUGUCAAUAUAAAUUGAUGACAGAUUUUUUAAAUUAAUAUAAUGAUAAUAAUUUAUUUAUCCCAUUAAUCAUAAGCCAAAAAUCACCAUCGAAAUUGCUCAAUGAAACAAUACUUGAAAUGAUAUUAAUAUUCAGGCGACAUUCAUAAAUAAGAAGCAAAUGCAAGAGUGUGGAUGAUUCAUUAUGACAAACAGUGUAAUAAAAAAUUAUGAUCUGUUAUAAUUUUGAAAUGUUAAUUUAAGAAUUGUUGUCAAGUAACCUUGGCAAUGUUUUUAUCUGUCCCUCUAAGGGCUCGGAUUCGAGAUUUUAUUUUAAGUAUGGUAAAUAUACGGGGCUGUGUUAUGUUCUUUUUUUUUGUUAUUGUAUUGUGCCAAAAUCUAACAAAAUGGAGACUUCAAGGUGUUAUAAGACACUAUUCCAUAAUUAUACAAUAGUGGUAAAUUACUACUUUUAAGAGUUUAUUUUUGGAUGUUUUUUAAUAAUUUGAGAUACAUACAUUCCUCAUAAAAUAUAUUUGUAUUUAUUACAGACACAUACUGAUCUUAUAACUGAGGUCAGACACAAUACACUGGCUCUGAUGUGCGACUUAUAACAUUCCAAUGACGAAUGUUUAUAUUUGUCUCGGAGAGUCGGUAUUUGCUAUAUUUAAGUGUCCUUAUUAUGUAUCCAUUUUAUUUUAACAAAACGAAGCAGUUAGCAUUGUCAGUGAGGUAGAGUAUCUCAUUUUGUUAUACAUACUUGUAACUGUUACUUGUAAAGUACAGUAACUACUUCUGGAUAGACUAAAGUCUACAAAUAAGUGUUUAAAGAAGUAUAAAUAACUUGCGAUAUGUGUUAUCAGAAGAUAUACAUGACAGUUGUUUUGUCAGUAAAGUAUGAUAAAGGUUUUUAUAUGUUUAGUCAUCCAAAGAAUGUACCUAUUGUGUAAUUCUUCCACUCAAGUGUCCUAACACAGUGAUCGUUUUGGUCACACUCCUAUACAAUUUAAUAUAAAUAAAAAUGUAACCUAUUUAAUUGAUAUUAUUUAAAUUUUGACAAUGUUAUUACUAUUGUUAGGUAGGUAAAUAAAUUACUAUAAUAAAUGUUACAAAAUAAUACAUGUAUAAGUUCAGAUGUUCUUGUUAGCCAAUGUUUAACAUUGACAACUACACUUGGGAGCAAAGAAACGGGGCCACCGGCCGGCAAUUUAAUUACCUUUAAAAUUAUAGUAUUUUGUUGUACUACUCUCUACACCUUCCUAGAGUAGAGAGUUCUUUAAAAUGAAAAGAAAAAUGCUAGUGGCUGUUUCUUUGCUCCCAAGUGUAGUUUGAUAAAUGAAUUCAAAGGAGAUGUGAACAUAUUUGUCAGUGAAAUGGUAUGACCAUAAGCCUGUCAAUUCUACUUAUUGUGACCGUUUGAUAAUACGCACCCAAAACAUGGGUAUAAUACAAAUGAAUAAGCAUAAAGGUGUCUCAGCAUGUCAUGGAUAGGAUAUUUGUGAGCAAUUAAAAGAAAUUAAAACAACUUUUUCCUUUCACCCAAAACUAAACUAUAUAAUCUCAGAAAUGUGAUAUUAUGGGGCACUAUUUUUAAAAUAUAUUUUUAUAUUUACUUUAUUUCCUCUAUAUAAUGUGUAUAAGAUCAAUACUCGAAAAUAUUGGAUAAAGACAGGCUGGUAGCCACCUCACAGACAGGUUCCUAACCUAACCUUAAAAAAACAUCGACCACAGAUUAUAUAUACUCGGUCUGUGUUCUUGACUCUUAUUCUGUGUUAGAUAGUCACAAUUUACAAUGGAUAUGUUAUUGAUGUAUAGUACUUGUUUAGAUGUUACUAAGUGUUGUGUACUUUAAAGGGAUAAUACCUUCUAUACUAGAUGAAACGUGUCCAAUUAGUCAUAUAGGACUUAUUCAGUAGUGUUAGAUGAUAUUUAGAAUUCCAUUGUGGUGGUUGUAUAUUAAAAUUCUUGUUAUUGAA
Messenger RNA from Spodoptera frugiperda (fall armyworm), 3666 nucleotides. RefSeq names its product mitochondrial dicarboxylate carrier (gene Dic1). Bases 293 to 1195 code for a protein of 300 amino acids. Lineage: Eukaryota; Metazoa; Arthropoda; Insecta; Lepidoptera; Noctuidae. Gene Ontology annotation, molecular function: thiosulfate transmembrane transporter activity; antiporter activity; succinate transmembrane transporter activity. The transcript is spliced from 6 exons. Gene Ontology annotation, biological process: oxaloacetate transport; malate transmembrane transport; succinate transmembrane transport. The record is from RefSeq and is a predicted model, not a curated record.